AUGAUGGACUCUGGCUGGCAACCUUACCAGGAUCCGCACAUGGGUCAUCCUGCGCAGUUUACCUCUGCUCUGGCAUCUCAACCUCAGCAAGUAUCCUCGAAAUACGGUCAGCCGCCAUCACAGCCGCCCGUCGGAUAUACCUACGAGACCUUCCAAACACCCGGCACGACCUCUAAAGCCCCAUCGGCAGGGACAAACUCGAAGACCGUCUCGAUGGCCUCGUCUCCAGCCGCCACGCCACGUACGCGGGAUUAUGUCACCGACGCGGAUACCACCAUGGAGGACGCCGACCCGUACAACCGAGCAAAGUACCCCUCGAGGCCAAAUCACAGUCGCGCUUCUUCUCAAUUUUUGAAUCAAGCAGAGGAAUCAUCCGCUGCCCGCAGGUAUUCCCCGGGGAACGUGAUUUCGCCGCCGAUGUCAUAUCCCGCCAGUCCUGGGAAGUCCCAGGGCUCGUACGGGUUCCCAGCCGCGCCCCAGAGUGCCUCUCGGCGGUCGCCUUCCAAGCCGGAAUACGCAUCACCACCCCAGGGAUACCAAUCGCCGCCAUGUGAGCUUGUCUUUGAAUGCUCUCUCUACUCUCGAUUUGCUAACAUGUUGCCAGCCAACCGCGCCCCUAGACUCCCUCCCCUCCAAUCCGGUGACCUCAGCCCAGACCAGUACUACCCUCCCUCGGCUUCCUCACACAUGAGUCCUGGACUUGGGGGAUCACGAUCGCCGCGCUCUGGUUCCCUGCCAUCUCAGCCCUCACUGACCCCGGGUCGCGGCCCCGUGCCAAAGUUCCGGAAGAUCCAGUCUGUCCAAGAGCUCCAGCCCCGUAUGAACGUGCAGCCUGCAUAUCGGCGCGCAAAUCCGGAAGGCGGCUUCAUCAGCCCCCUUCAAUCGCUAACAACUCACCUUCCGGCCACAUAUCGCAUUUGCAACCCCGGUUUCAACUACGAGUCCUCGAGGAACCCGAGGCGAGUCCUGACCAAACCUAGCAAGGGAGUGAAAAACGAUGGGUACGACAACGAGGACAGCGAUUAUAUCCUUUACGUCAACGACAUCCUUGGCAGCGAAGAAGCCGGUCACAAAAACCGAUAUCUCAUUCUCGAUGUCCUGGGACAAGGUACCUUCGGUCAAGUUGUGAAAUGUCAGAACCUGAAGACCGGAGAAGUUGUGGCAGUCAAAGUGAUCAAGAACAAGACUGCAUACUUCAAUCAGAGUAUGAUGGAGGUUUCUGUUUUGGAUCUGCUCAACAGUAAGUACGACAAGAACGACGACCACCAUUUGCUUCGCCUCAAGGACACCUUCAUUCACCGGCAGCAUUUGUGCCUUGCGUUCGAAUUGCUUAGCGUCAACCUCUACGAGCUCAUCAAGCAAAACCAGUUCCGCGGACUGAGCACCACUCUUGUUCGCGUGUUUGCACAACAGUUGUUGAAUGCCUUGAGCUUGUUGAACAAGGCGCACCUGAUUCAUUGUGAUUUGAAGCCAGAGAACAUUCUCUUGAAAAACCUCGAGAGCCCUAUCAUCAAGGUCAUUGAUUUCGGUUCGGCUUGCGAUGAGCGCCAGACAGUAUACACUUACAUUCAGUCGCGGUUCUACCGAUCACCCGAAGUGCUUCUGGGUCUGCCCUACUCUUCCGCUAUCGAUAUGUGGUCCUUGGGUUGCAUCGUCGUUGAACUCUUCCUCGGUCUGCCUCUAUUCCCCGGAUCAUCCGAAUAUAACCAAGUUUGCCGAAUCGUCGAGAUGCUUGGACUGCCACCGACGUGGAUGCUCGAGAUGGGCAAGCAAUCGGGCGAGUUCUUCGAAAAAACACAAGAUGAAUUUGGAAGAAAAACAUACCGCCUCAAGAGCUUAGAGCAGUAUUCAAGAGAACACAACACCAAGGAACAGCCAAGCAAGAAGUAUUUCUCCGCUUCCACGCUGGAAGAGAUUAUUCGCAGCUACCCGAUGCCGCGGAAGAACAUGAAGCAGGCAGAGGUCGAGCGAGAACUCAACAACCGAGUUGCCUUUAUUGACUUCGUGCGUGGACUGCUAUCGAUUAAUCCCUUGGAGCGGUGGUCGCCACAACAAGCCAAGUUGCACCCAUUCAUCACCCAGCAAAAGUUCACCGGGCCCUUCAUGCCUCCCAUGAACCUGAAAUAUUCAACGGCCAACAAGCCCGCCCCUGGUGUUCAACAGCAACAGCAGGCCGAGACUGCCAGCAAACAGCGAGCGGCACAGGCAGCCCAUGCGCAAAAUGCCUAUGCUGCACAGAUGAACUACCAUACCCCACCUCAGACACAAGCCCCACCCAUGUACAACGGCGUCUACCAGCAAGGGGCCCCGCCUCCGCCAUACCCUACCCAGCAGCCACCAGGAUACGGUCACCAAAUGGGAAUGGUGCCGGGCAACCAAAUGCCUCCCCAAAGCCUCUAUGCUCAAGCAACCACCCGCGCAGGCCGCCAACGCGCCUCCACCAUGGACCCCAACGGAGGGAUCCCGUCCACAAUUCAACGAGUUGCUAGCCACUUGGACCCCAACGCCCCCAUUCGACUGCAACCAAGCCCUGCAUACUACCCCCCUCCUCCCGACGGAUACGUGGAUGCUAAUGCCAACCAGCGGCGCCGCGGCAGUCGAGCUGGUGGCGGGAACCAACGCAACCGCGACUUUAUCCGCACGCUCGAGGAUGGUGUGCUGAGCGAAGGAUAUAUGGGUCAGAACCAAUGGCACUAG
This is a messenger RNA of Penicillium brevicompactum, 2697 nucleotides long. RefSeq names its product putative protein kinase Yak1. Bases 1 to 2697 code for a protein of 898 amino acids. The record is from RefSeq and is a predicted model, not a curated record. Lineage: Eukaryota; Fungi; Ascomycota; Eurotiomycetes; Eurotiales; Aspergillaceae. Gene Ontology annotation, cellular component: nucleus; cytoplasm. Gene Ontology annotation, molecular function: protein tyrosine kinase activity; protein serine/threonine kinase activity; ATP binding. Gene Ontology annotation, biological process: peptidyl-threonine phosphorylation; peptidyl-serine phosphorylation. The transcript is spliced from 7 exons.